AGCCGGUGCAGGAGCAUCAGAGGUGGGCAUGGCGAGGAGGAGGGGUCGCUGCUCUCCUGUCCGGACUCGGAGCAGAACACAGAGGUGCAGAAGCGCAGCAGAGAGGACUCGCGAGUGAGAGUGAGAGAAGCAACUGAUAUUCAAGGACUUGAAACUGCACAGGGUGUCACACCAUGCACCCUGAUAUCCAUCUCUCCCUCCUCGUAACUCUGCUGCUUCUUCUUCAAGCUCAGCGGGGCGCCACAGUGCAGGAGAUCCAAACCAGCCAUGAGAACAUCUUAAAAAUCAAGUCUGCAGGAGAAAUGAUGCAGUGCUCAGCAGCUAUGGAUAUGGUCUUUGUCAUGGAUGGUUCCUACAGCGUGGGGAAGGGCAGUUUUGAGAGGUCCAAACACUAUGCCAUCAAACUCAGUCAAGCACUUGACAUUGGACCAGACAAGGUGCGAGUGGGUGUGAUUCAGUUUGGCUCCAGUCCUCGGUUGGAGUUUGCUCUCGACACGUACACGACAAGGCAAGAGCUGAAGAAGCACAUGAAGAAGAUUUCUUACAGAGGAGGCAGCACCCAGACGGGCCUCGCUCUCAAGUACAUCCUGAGGAAGGGUUUCCCCGGUGGCCGUAACUCUUCCUCUUCUGUGGCCCGCAUCGUCAUCCUGUUAUCAGAUGGGAUGUCUCAGGGAAACACAGCACAGACGGCUGCACAGCUCAAAGAAACAGGGGUGGUCUUGUUUGCCGUUGGCGUGCGAUAUCCCAGGUGGGAGGAGCUUCACACCCUGGCCAGCGAGCCAAUGGAGAGCCACGUGUUCUUUGCCGAGCAUUUCUACGAUGCUGUCAAUGGCCUGUACACGACACUGACCACCUUCUCUGUCUGCAAUGCCACACCAGCAGGCUGUCAGGUGGAGUCGUUUCCCUGUGAAAGGAAGACACUGGAGACGGUGAAGCAGCUGCAGGGGAAUUUCAUGUGUUGGAAAGGCAACAAAGGUUAUUCUCCAUACACGUCUCUCUGUCCAUAUUACAGGUAUAACAAGGCUUACAGGAGACACCAGACAGUCUGCCAUCGAACCAUCUGUCCAGAUCCCUGUGACUCUGAGCCCUGCAUGAACGGUGGAACAUGUGUAUCAGAGGGUCCAGAGGGCUACCACUGUGUGUGUCCACCUGGCUAUGGAGGAGACCCACACUGUGCUCCUGCGUUAUCCCUGGACUGCUCCGUGGACUUGCUCUUCCUGCUGGAGGGCUCUGCCUCUCUGACCUUGGAGGGCUUCCUCCGCCUCAAAUCCUUCUUAAAGCGCGUCCUGCAGACAGUGAUUGGCUCUGACAGCCCCAGUAAAGUGGGCCUGGCGGUGUUUGGUGGGGAGGUUCAGGUAGAAGCCCAGGUGGGUAAGUUCAAAGGAAACCUGAAGGGUCUGCUCAAGGCAGUGGAGGCGCUUCAGUCAGUCGGCGGCGAAACCAAGACAGGGCAGGCUCUGCGUUAUGUCACGCGCCACGGCUUCAUGAGUGCACCGGUCUUUGCCGAUGUCGCGGAUGACCUUCCGCGCGUGGUGGUGCUGCUCACUGCCACCCCUGCUGUCGACGAGGUGGUACAGCCUUCCAAAUACGCCAGAGACAGAGAGAUCUUUCUUAUCGCGGUGGGACCAGACAACUUAAGGGGACAGCUGAAUAAUAUCACAGGAAAUCCCCAGAGAACCCUCACCUACGCGUCACCUGACAAGCUGAGUGCCAAGAUCCCUGAGCUCAAGGCCAAGAUCUGCAGUGUGGACACACAAGGUUGUCUGGGCCAAGCAGUGGACCUGGUGUUCGCUGUGGACGCCUCUGGUGGAGUGAGCAGCGACAACUUCUCCAUCCUGCUGGACUUUGUGCGCAGCCUCACCGUGCAGUUUGACAUCAACCGCGACGUGGCCCAGGUGGCACUCGUGACGUACGGACGGAAACCCGCCACCGUCUUCCACCUGGACACCCACGAGACGGGUUCCGCCAUCCUCAAGGCAGUGGACGAAGCCAACUACAUGGGUGGAAAGGCUUCAACCGGCACAGCUUUGCUCCACAUCCACUCCAGCGUCCUGACCAUAGCCAAAGGUGCGCGGCACGGAGUCAACAAGGCCGUGGUGGUGCUGACUGACGGUUCAGGUGGAGGCGAUGCCGUGGUGCCGGCACAAAAGCUCAGGGACAACGGCGUUUCACUGUUUGUGGUCGGUACUGGAGACAUCCAGAGGGAGAGGCUGCUGCAGAUUGCCGGUUCAGAAGAGCACCUGAUCACUGCGUCAUCUUAUGAGGAUCUCAAGUACUUUGAGGACGUUCUGGUACAGAUGCUGUGUUCAGAGAUAAAGAAGCCAGUAAACCUGUGCAACCCGAACCCCUGUAUGAACGAAGGGGUCUGCGUCCUCUCAGGGGGGAGCUUCCGCUGUCAGUGCCAAGGCUACGAAGGACCUCACUGUGAAACAAGAAGCAGGAGACCUUCAUCCAGGGGAGAUGUUCCGAGGCCCGCUGGUCUCAGGAGGAAGAGCAGGCAGAAGAAAAGCCACCAGGAGCUGCUGCACCACUACAAACUGAACCGCCGGAGAAACGCUGCCUGACACACUGGCUACACUGGUUUAAAGGGAAAAUUAAUGUAACUGUUUCAGUAUUUAAAUUUGAACACGUGCCUUCACACUGUAUGUAUCUCUGCUGUUGUCUCAACACGGGUGUCUUGUACUCAGAGAUGUCAACUUUUAUAUUAUAUUAUAUAUUGUA
Solea senegalensis (Senegalese sole) is the source of this 2721-nucleotide messenger RNA. It is a transcript of the gene vwa2, whose product is annotated as von Willebrand factor A domain containing 2. The transcript has 14 exons. Bases 174 to 2564 code for a protein of 796 amino acids. The record is from RefSeq and is a predicted model, not a curated record. NCBI's taxonomy places the organism in Eukaryota, Metazoa, Chordata, Actinopteri, Pleuronectiformes, Soleidae. Gene Ontology annotation, molecular function: calcium ion binding.